This is a messenger RNA of Drosophila eugracilis, 2084 nucleotides long. Its product is annotated as UNC93-like protein MFSD11. The coding region runs from base 397 to 1707 and encodes 436 amino acids. Lineage: Eukaryota; Metazoa; Arthropoda; Insecta; Diptera; Drosophilidae. The transcript has 4 exons. The record is from RefSeq and is a predicted model, not a curated record.
UUCUGUUAUUAGAGCGGUGUCUCUCGAAGCCUUUUCCAUUCAACUCUCAGUCCUCGACGCGUAAACAUUGCAUUUACCAUUCGUGCUCAGUAUUUUGCUUUGAGUUUGUGCGUAAUUUUAUUUGUGUGUUGUAUUUUAAACAUUUGCAUUGAUUUUAUUAUUGCUUUUGAUAAGUGCUAAAUAGAUGAGUCCAGUUGAUUCUGCUUUGCGUGGGAUUUUAAGAGAUUUUUCUAAUUGAGAUUAAGAAGAGCGGCAGUUCACGCCCCCGUCUCUUGUGACGUCGUCAAAUGCAAAUGCAAAUGCAGUGCGCGGCAAGUUAAUUGAAUUUGAUUUGAUUUUUAUUGUGUUUGUGUGAUUGCACUUGCUGCGGAAAAAGAUAAAUUCUAAGGAGUCAGUAUGGAUUUUAAAUUCCUGAUGAUUCUUAUCCUGGGCUUCGGCUUUAUGUUCGUCUUUACGGCAUUCCAGACCAUGUGUAACAUUGAGAAAACCAUACUGGAUAGCAUUUCCCAGGAAGAUGAGAGCUUCAAGGGCGAGGGUUACACCAGUCUGGCGAUUAUCUACCUGUUCUUUUCACUCUCCAAUUGGCUGGCACCCUCGUUUAUUUCGUUCACUGGACCCCGAGUGGCCAUGGUCGUGGGAGCACUGACCUAUACGGCUUUCAUGAUCACGUUCAUGUUCCCAUCCACCGUGCUGCUGUACGUGGGUAGUGCAGUGUUAGGAUUGGGUGCUUCGAUCACAUGGACGGGUCAGGGAACUUACCUGGCACGUUGCAGCGAAUCUUCAACCAUCUCCCGCAACUCGGGCGUCUUUUGGGCCCUACUACAGUGCAGCAUGUUCAUCGGCAAUCUGUUCGUGUACUAUCAGUUCCAGGACAAAACCGUCAUCGACAAAGAGACAAGAAAUCUGGUUAUCGGUGUUCUUACGGUGAUUGCUAUUCUGGGCAUCGUAUUCUUGGCCGCACUUCGAUUCAUGGCCGACAAUGCCGAGCACGACAAUGAACUGGAGCAGAAGCACACGGGCUGCGGACAUGCCAUUUACGCCUUGAAAUCCGCAGGACAAUUGUUCCUAACUAAGAAGAUGCUUCUGCUUAGUUUGGCUUUCUUUUAUACAGGACUUGAGCUAUCUUUCUUCAGUGGUGUUUUCGGCUCAGCGAUUGGAUUUACUACAAAAAUUGCUGAAACUCCUAAGGAGAUUGUUGGACUGGUGGGAAUUUGCAUUGGAGCCGGCGAGGUCUUCGGAGGAGGACUCUUUGGCAUACUGGGCAACAAGACGACGCGAUAUGGACGCGAUCCCAUCGUGAUUGCCGGCUAUGUGAUGCACAUGGCGGCGUAUUUUAUGACGUUCAUCAACCUGCCGAAUAGCGCACCAUUUAAAGAUACCACCGAUAUAUCCUACCUGGAUCCGCCCAGAGCCAGCAUUGCCCUGGUGUGUGCCUUUCUUUUGGGUUUAGGCGAUGCAUGUUUCAACACACAGAUCUACUCGAUGCUAGGCGGGGAGUAUGUGAACAAUGCCGUGGGAGCCUUUGCUCUGUUUAAGUUCACCCAGUCGGUGGCGGCGGCUAUUAGCUUCUUCUACUCCUCGCAUUUCGGACUCUACGUCCAGUUAGGCAUUCUGGUGGUGAUGGGAACUAUUGGCACCAUCGCCUUCGUCUUCGUAGAGUGGGGCUUCAAGAGGCAGCACCGCGAACAGGAGGCCAUGGAGAAGUAGGCCUACCUGGACUCAUAUAAUCUAGAGUAUUAGAUGCAGGUUAUCGUUAGGGCGCUAGAGCUAUAGCCAUUUGUCCGUAUUUGUUGAAUUCCUCGGAAUGCUUUAAAUCCGUGCGACUGCGUCGUCUUCCUAGACAAUAACUGAUAAGUGUUGUUGCGCGCUAUUGUUGCUAAAUAUACGUAUUUUAAUGUUGGCAUUCCAAAACGUAAUUGUAAACUAGUUGUCUAUGUUUUUAUACGUGUGUAUUGUAUAUGUGCGUUUAUUUAUUUUAAGCAGCAAAAAAUGUGCAAUUGUAAAUUAGUAAACCACAGAUUUGGAGUAUUAUAAGAAAUAUAUAACGAAUUUUAAGAAAACUCGAUAGGUUUUCAAUGUGCAAA